CUCUGAGGGGCUUCGAGCCAUUCUCCAAACAGCGCCCACCGCUAGCGACCAGCGUCUACACGGACCGGCAUUUUGCACUUGAGGGACAGGAACUUUCGAGUCAACGCGCUCUCUCUCUCCGACCCCACCCGCGCGAGGUUCUCCCUUGCUCCUCCCACACCCUACACCAAGCCAGUAGCAAGCCACAGCUAUGGCGGAAAACGAGGUAGAUCUCGACUCCAUCAUAGACCGUCUCCUCGAGGUCAGGGGCAGCAGACCCGGCAAGCAGGUACAGCUGCUUGAGACUGAGAUCCGCUAUCUGUGCACCAAGGCGCGAGAGAUCUUUAUCUCGCAGCCCAUCCUCCUCGAGCUCGAGGCACCGAUCAAGAUCUGCGGAGAUAUUCACGGCCAGUACUAUGAUUUGCUUCGGCUUUUCGAAUACGGUGGUUUCCCUCCCGAGGCAAACUAUCUCUUCCUCGGCGAUUACGUCGACCGCGGCAAGCAGUCGCUAGAGACCAUCUGCCUGCUUCUCGCAUACAAGAUCAAGUACCCAGAAAACUUCUUCAUUCUCCGUGGUAACCACGAAUGCGCCUCGAUCAAUCGCAUCUAUGGCUUCUACGACGAGUGCAAGCGAAGAUACAAUAUCAAGCUGUGGAAGACAUUCACAGACUGCUUCAACUGCUUGCCCAUUGCAGCUAUCAUCGACGAGAAGAUCUUCACCAUGCACGGCGGUUUGAGCCCUGACUUGAACUCCAUGGAGCAGAUCAGGCGGGUCAUGCGACCUACCGAUAUUCCCGACUGCGGUCUUCUCUGCGAUCUUUUGUGGUCUGACCCUGACAAGGAUAUCACCGGCUGGAGCGAAAACGACAGAGGUGUCAGUUUCACAUUCGGUCCCGACGUUGUGUCACGAUUCCUGCAAAAACACGACAUGGACCUGAUCUGUCGUGCUCAUCAGGUCGUAGAAGACGGCUACGAGUUCUUCUCCAAGCGUCAACUCGUCACAUUGUUCAGUGCGCCAAACUACUGUGGUGAAUUUGACAACGCAGGUGCGAUGAUGAGCGUUGACGAGAGCUUGCUAUGCUCUUUCCAGAUCCUGAAACCCGCCGAAAAGAAACAGAACAGGUUCGGGCGCCGAUAAACAGCGACACUCCUCCCGAGUCCAGACGCCGAUCUCUCUUUGCGAGUCCGACCCCAGCAUAUUCGAAAUCGCUUUCGCGCUCAUGGCAACCCGAUUACUCUUCGACAUUUGUACACCAACACCCCUUCCCCAGUCUUUGCUAGCAAAAGCAGCGCACGACCUCUGUAACGAGUACUACGAUCGCGAAUUGCCUCAGCACUAUCAAUGGCGCUUUAGACGGUCUGAUGCGCUUCGCUUUGCCUCUCGUGCUCGCGGGCGAAACAAGAGGUCAAUGAUCAAAGGUCGUUUGUUAUGUUUGGAAAGGACGAAAAGGAGGGCAUGACUUACGGUUGCGAUACGGUCAUGGUUGUCAUAUCGGCUACGAUUUCGCACGGCUUCUUCAUUUUUGGUCUGGGUUGCGCCAGGUGGGAGCAUUUGGGAGUCUCAUGGGUGGGCCUCAUCAGCGGGCUUGUUUCUACA
This is a messenger RNA of Boeremia exigua, 1576 nucleotides long. Its product is annotated as serine/threonine-protein phosphatase PP2A catalytic subunit. The transcript has 6 exons. Gene Ontology annotation, molecular function: protein serine/threonine phosphatase activity. NCBI's taxonomy places the organism in Eukaryota, Fungi, Ascomycota, Dothideomycetes, Pleosporales, Didymellaceae. Gene Ontology annotation, cellular component: cytoplasm; nucleus. The coding region runs from base 191 to 1117 and encodes 308 amino acids. The record is from RefSeq and is a predicted model, not a curated record.